Molecule: messenger RNA, 348 nt
Organism: Andrographis paniculata
Lineage: Eukaryota; Viridiplantae; Streptophyta; Magnoliopsida; Lamiales; Acanthaceae
Product: protein translation factor SUI1 homolog 2-like
Exons: 4
Coding region: 1-348 (115 amino acids)
Biological process (GO): translational initiation
Molecular function (GO): RNA binding; translation initiation factor activity
Source: RefSeq, a predicted model, not a curated record
AUGUCUGAUCUUGGCGGCAUCCAGAUUCCAAGUGCUUUUGAUCCAUUUGCGGAUGCAGAUGCAGCAGAGUCGGGAGGUCCCGGAUCAAAAGAAUACGUUCAUAUCCGCAUACAACAGCGGAAUGGUCGAAAAAGCUUGACAACUGUUCAAGGAUUGAAGAAAGACUUUAAUUACAUCAAAAUUCUCAAAGAUCUCAAAAAGGAAUUUUGUUGUAAUGGAACUGUUGUCCAAGAUCCAGAAAUGGGGCAGGUUAUACAACUUCAAGGAGAUCAAAGGAAGAAUGUCUCGACCUUCCUCGUUCGGACCGGCAUUGUGAAGAAGGAACAAAUCAAGAUCCAUGGUUUUUGA